UUCAUCACACACACAGUAUAUGCAGCAAGCAUUAAAGAAGAUAGUAAGCUUUAGUGAGCAAAUAACAAGACGAAGAAACAGAGGUUUGUGUUGCAGGUUUAUAAGUAUGGCUGAUACGACUAGUGCUGUUGGUGGUGGUGUACAAGAUGUCUACGGCGAGGAUUGUGCCACUGAGGAUCAGAUUAUCACCCCCUGGACCCUCUCCGUUGCCAGUGGGUAUAAUUUACUGAGAGAUCCACGCUACAACAAGGGGAUGGCUUUUACUCACGAAGAAAGAGAUGCUCAUUACUUGCGUGGCCUUCUUCCUCCUGUAGUAAUAAGCCAGCAACUUCAGGAGAAGAGAUUGAUGCAGAAUCUUCGGAGUUUUGAAGCUCCAUUACACAAGUACAUAAGUUUGAUGGAAUUACUGGAUAGGGAUGAGAAGCUAUUCUUUAAGCUUCUGAUUGAUAACAUGGAGGAACUUCUGCCUAUUGUUUACACUCCAACUGUUGGUGAGGCGUGCCAAAGAUAUGGCAGCAUAUUUAGACGUCCGCGUGGACUUUUUAUCAGCUUGAAUGACAAGGGAAAAAUUCUUGAGGUUUUGAAGAACUGGCCAGAGAAGAGUAUUCAAGUCAUUGUUGUGACUGAUGGAGAGAGAAUUCUGGGACUUGGGGACCUUGGUUGCCAGGGAAUGGGCAUACCCGUGGGUAAACUUGCUCUGUACACUGCACUAGGGGGAGUCAGACCUUCCGCGUGCUUGCCUAUAACCAUUGAUGUUGGUACAAAUAAUGAAAAGUUACUAAAUGAUGAAUUCUACAUUGGGAUCAGGCAAAGGAGGGCAACUGGGAAGGUGUAUAGUGAUUUUCUGCAUGAAUUCAUGACUGCCAUCAAGCAGAACUAUGGUGAAAAAGUUUUAGUACAGUUUGAAGAUUUUGCGAACCAUAAUGCUUUCGAGCUGUUGGAAAAAUAUAGCCCUACCCAUCUGGUCUUCAAUGAUGAUGUUCAGGGGACAGCAGCUGUGGUUUUAUCAGGGCUAGUUGCUGCACUGAAAUCACUUGGAGGAACAUUGGCCGAUCACACGUUUUUGUUCUUUGGUGCUGGGGAAGCAGGUACAGGUAUAGCUGAACUACUAGCGCUUGAGAUGUAUCACCAGGCAAAACUUCCGGUGGAUGAGUCACGUAAGAAGAUCUGGUUUGUAGACUCAAAGGGCUUGGUAGUUAGUUCUCGUAUGGAAUCCCUUCAGGCCUUCAAAAAACCAUGGGCUCAUGACCACGAACCUGUUACAAAUCUCAUAGAUAUUAUCAAGGCUGUCAAGCCCACAGCCUUAAUUGGGACAUCGGGGCAGGGAAAGACUUUCACAAAGGAGGUUAUUGAAGCUAUGGCCUCCUUUAAUAAGAAACCUCUUAUUAUGGCACUCUCCAAUCCUACCACUCAAUCUGAGUGCACUGCUGAGGAAGCUUAUUACUGGACGGAGGGUCGAGCAAUUUUUUCUAGCGGAAGCCCAUUUAACCCUGUAGAGUACAACGGCAAAGUUUUCUUUCCUGGACAGGCAAACAACGCUUAUAUCUUUCCUGGAUUUGGCCUUGGGUUGGUCAUGUCUGGUGCGAUUCGUGUGCACAAGGAAAUGCUUCUCGCAGCUUCUGAAGCGUUGGGUGGUACAGUAACACAGGAGGACUGUCAGAAGGGAAUGAUUUACCCACCAAUCUCUAAUAUACGAAAGAUAUCUGCACACAUUGCAGCCAAUGUUGCUGCAAAGGCAUAUGAAAUCGGUGUAGCAACACGACUUCCUCAGCCUGAAAAUUUGGUGAAGUUUGCAGAGAGCUGCAUGUACAAUCCAAAUUAUCGUAAUUAUCGCUGAACCAGUAUUAAUUUUGAAUUUUAGUUUGUGAUGAUAAAUAUCUUGUUUGAAUAAGCUUCAACAGUUGCUUGUUUCUCUUACUUCGUCAAGAAUCAGUUGAAUGUUUGUGUCAGUUUUAUGUUCAGUGUUAUUUUACAUUUCUAUUUAAGAUAGUGUUUGUAGAAUUUGUUGUAGCACUUAUUAAGU
Daucus carota subsp. sativus is the source of this 2023-nucleotide messenger RNA. RefSeq names its product NADP-dependent malic enzyme. Gene Ontology annotation, molecular function: malate dehydrogenase (decarboxylating) (NADP+) activity; NAD binding. The coding region runs from base 20 to 1837 and encodes 605 amino acids. The transcript has 19 exons. Gene Ontology annotation, cellular component: chloroplast. Gene Ontology annotation, biological process: malate metabolic process; pyruvate metabolic process. Lineage: Eukaryota; Viridiplantae; Streptophyta; Magnoliopsida; Apiales; Apiaceae. The record is from RefSeq and is a predicted model, not a curated record.